Messenger RNA from Cephus cinctus (wheat stem sawfly), 2302 nucleotides. Its product is annotated as WD repeat-containing protein 26. Gene Ontology annotation, molecular function: protein binding. The transcript is spliced from 11 exons. Gene Ontology annotation, biological process: proteasome-mediated ubiquitin-dependent protein catabolic process. Lineage: Eukaryota; Metazoa; Arthropoda; Insecta; Hymenoptera; Cephidae. The record is from RefSeq and is a predicted model, not a curated record. Gene Ontology annotation, cellular component: GID complex. Bases 392 to 2203 code for a protein of 603 amino acids.
GAGAUCCAAACAAGUAUCAGCUGUGUAGCAGUCAUUGUUCGUGUCCGUUUUGGCAGUCGUACAAGAAUCCUGUUUUCUUCAUUUUUUGUCAACGAUUGGAUUGUCCGAGGGAGUAGCAAGCGGUGGCCGAAACGCACGGGAAAAAGGGGGGCGCGAUUUUCCUGCAACCGUGGCUGCGUGCGUGCCCCAGCCCCAGCCCCAGCCUCAGCCCUUGCCCCACCAACGAACCCAGGGACAAUAAUCGUGUGAAAAACGGGGCGGUACGCGCACAAGCCUGGCCUCGAGCGGCGAGUCGGACGACGGUGGACUCGCUCCGCCACCGCGCAAAAGGUCCCGUAGUUGUCUCCCGGCUACCUUACGACCAGCGGACGAGCACCACUCCAACCCCGAGAUGGAGAAUUAUCGUGUGAUGCAGCAAACCUCUAAUGGUUCCGCUGUAUCUGGACCUCAACAAAAUGGAGCAACAGCAGAUUCUGGUGGACCUCAUACCAAUGGCAACUUAGCGCCAGGACCUGAUGGUGAUCUGAAUGGAAUAAAUGGAGAACCUAAUAGGGCCCUAGGACCUCCUAAAAUUAUGGACAAAACAAAUCAAGAUAUUGUACGUCUCAUCGGACAGCAUUUGAAAACAGUUGGACUUGAUCGUACCGCUGAUUUGCUUAUGCAAGAGUCAGGCUGCCGCUUGGACCAUCCAGCUGCUGCAAAGUUUCGGCAGCACGUGAUGGACGGCGAUUGGAACAAAGCGGAUCAUGAUCUCAACGAACUGAAAUCCUUCUUAAAUGGCUCCGGCCAGAGCCUCGUGGAAAUGAAGUUCCUGCUUCUUGAGCAAAAGUAUCUCGAAUACCUGGAGGAAGGCUUAGUGUUGGAGGCCUUGCAAGUACUUCGCAACGAACUUACUCCACUUGGGCACAACACCGGACGUGUUCAUCAGUUGUCCGCUUUUAUGAUGUGCAGUGGACGGGACGAGCUCCAGACACGUGCCGGUUGGGAUGGCAAAGGUUCUGCCUCGAGGGCUGCUCUAAUGGACAGAUUGCAGAAAUAUUUGCCACCUUCCAUAAUGUUACCUCCACGACGUCUUCACUCUCUCUUAUGUCAGGCUGUGGAAAUGCAAAAUCAACAGUGCACAUACCAUAUUACUCAUACUCAGACGAGUCUAGAGAAUGUCUCGCUGCUGGUGGAUCACAGCUGCAGCAAAGAGCAAUUCCCGUGCCAUACUACCCAGGUGCUCAAUGAUCACUGCGAUGAAGUCUGGUAUUGUAAAUUUUCACCAGAUGGUCUCAAGCUAGCCACUGGGUCCAAGGAUAUGACCGUUAUCAUAUGGGACGUUGACCCCGAAACCUUGAGAGUAACGCACAGGAAGACACUGGAAGGACAUACGUACGGUGUGGCAUUGAUCGCAUGGAGUCCUGACAGUAGUCACCUGAUAGCCUGUGGGCCUGAAGACUGUCCUGAACUUUGGCUCUGGAGUGUCGACACACCCGACUGCGAGUUACGUGUUAAAUUGACUCAAAGCACUGAGGACUCGCUCACAGCCUGUGCUUGGCAUCGCGACGCAAACAAAUUUGUAACCGGUGGUCUACGUGGCCAAUUCUACCAAUGCGACAUGGACGGUAACGUAUUAGACUCCUGGGAAGGAGUGCGAGUGAGGUGUCUCUGGUGCAGAAGCGAUGGAAAGACCGUGCUAGCCGCCGAUUCUCAUCAUCGUAUUCGCGGUUAUAAUUUUGAUGAGUUGUGCGACUUCGCGAUCCUCCAAGAGGACCACCCGGUGAUGUCCUUCAGCGUAAAUAAAGCGGACCGAUUGGCGUUACUCAAUGUCGCCAAUCAAGGCGUGCAUCUCUGGGAUUUACAAGACAGAUGCCUAGUCAGACGUUUCCAAGGUGUCACACAAGGACAUUUUACUAUUCAUAGCUGCUUUGGUGGUGUCAAUCAAGACUUUGUUGCAUCUGGCAGUGAAGAUAAUAAGGUAUACGUGUGGCAUAUAAAAAGAGAGCUGCCCAUAGCAACUCUUACGGGGCACAGUAGGACAGUUAAUUGCGUAUCCUGGAAUCCCGUUUAUCACCAAAUGAUGGCUUCAGUGUCUGAUGACAGCACUGUACGGAUAUGGGGUCCAAGAUCGUCUUCUCCUGAGAGAGCUGAUAAUGCAAAGACUGCAUCACCUGAGAGCAACUCGUCAAACGGUAGCGGGUGGCACGAGAUGGUGUCGUAGCGGACCACAGUGUACCAGUACUCCCAUGACCCCAUGGUGUUCAAAAGACUGUCCUGUUGACUCUCCCCAGCCCUUUAUCACAAUCCCCGUGCCUCGAUA